Molecule: messenger RNA, 1838 nt
Organism: Carica papaya (papaya)
Lineage: Eukaryota; Viridiplantae; Streptophyta; Magnoliopsida; Brassicales; Caricaceae
Source: RefSeq, a predicted model, not a curated record
GACGCGGAUCCGCCUCGCGUCAACGUUUAAGCUAUAAUUUUCAAAAUUAAUGGGCAAAAACAAUAAUUUAUCCAUCGGCAGCAAUAAUAAAAUGACCUCCUGUCAAAAUUUAGGGGAAGAUCGAGUCUGAGAGCUGUAUUUAGACUUCAGCGCAGACCUUGAUUGAGGCGUAGUCCAGCGUCGUCUUCCUACUCCUCCUCCAAUCAUUGUUUGCUCAAUCAAGGAGAAUUAGGACGCAAGAUAAGGAGAUCAUGGGUCAAGUGGAGAGCAAGAAACCGUCAGUCGUGGAUGCUGCUGACCAAUCUAAAUCCUGGCAUUCCUCCUCAGUACCUUCUCCUCCAGUUGACCGACAAGAUUAUCGAAGUUUUUCUGCUCCUAUGAACUCGCUUUCUGCAGAAACUGCAGCAUAUGACCGUGAUGAGAAUAAGUCUCUUGAAGACAUGGCUAAGAAAGCGCUUGAAUGCCCUUGCAUAGCAGACCUGCGAAAUGGGCCGUGUGGUUCUCAGUUUUCAUCGGCAUUUCUCUGCUUUCUCAAAAGUACUGCUGAGGAACAGGUUGGGUGAACCUACUUUCAUCCACGGGAGCUAACUCCGAUGGGCGGCAACCCCGGUGGGUGGCUUGUUUAUAUUAUCUCAUAUAUUCAUUUAAAUAAAUUGGUAUAUACAUACAAUCUUUACAUGAUUAUAAACAAUAUAUUAUACUUGUUAAUUAUUUACAUAAUAUAUUACAAAACAAAUAUUUCUGUUAGGUUUAACCAAUUGCUUUAGACUUAAUAUUUUAAUGUUAUUAUUAUUCGUUCCAGUUGAUUUAUUGAUGAAUUGUGCAUUAGUUUGAGUUUUGAGGAAAAAGAGAUCAUACUGUAUCAUACCUAUUAAUAGUAGCCGAUACGUGUUGUGUUAUUGUUGUAUGUAUAUAUAUAUUGUACAUGACAAGUACCAAUUAAAACUGGUGAAAUUAGUUACUACACUCAAAACUGGUCUUAUUGGCCGGUAUACCAUUUUACUUUUUUUAACCCAAAAAAUUUUUGAACUUCUGCUAAAAAUCUGUAUUUUAGUUUUUGUUUAUUAAUAAGCUGUAAAGACUAAACUACAAAAUCCCUAACCCUGACAUCUAAAUUUUUAGACACACUCUUUCUAUCUUAGUCUCUCGGCUAGAAACAUCUUACUGUUGCAUGGCUCGAUAAAAUUAUUUGAUUUUCUUGUAUAUUCUUUUUACUGUAAUGUUCUUGUUUCUACUUCCAAUUUUUCAGUGGGUUACUUAAUAUACUGAAGGCUAAAGAUUUAAAUAUAUUUUAUGUUAUUUGAUUUUCUUUAGGAACUAUACUUCUUUAAGAACUGAACCGCUGGCGAUCAUCAGCAGCCAUGUCAAACGACAUAUGGCAGCUGACAGAAAAAACAAGUAUUAAAUUUGUGUCACGUGUUAACUACAGUGAUACAUAAUAUAAUUGUUAACAUGUUAAAAUGCUAUAAAUAGAAAGAUAUUAAAUUUAAUAUUUUUUAAAAUUACAUAAACUAAACUAAUAUAAAAUUGAAGUAGAUACUAAAUUGAACAAAAAUUAAUAGUAUAGGGACUAAAUAUAUAUUUAGCCCUUUGUUACUUUAGUUCCAACCUUUAGGAACCAACCAACAUUCCGUAAUCAGCUUAAUCUUUUUUUAGUUUUAGGAAUAAAUUAGAAUUCGAGUAGUCAACUUUAAACUUGUAUAAAUUAAGAGAUGUGGUUUCAUUAUUUUGGGAUUAGUAUGUUAGGUUAUGAUAUUAUUAAUGAUUAGAAUUUUAACAAUGUCAUUAAAACUUUAACUAUAUUGUAAAGUCGUACACGUGCCAUACUCUCUUUUUUA